GUAUCACAGAAGUAGAGGGUCCACGUUAGCUCUCUUUCCCACACACUGCAAGUGCUUGAUGUUGGAGGUCCAUCUCCAGUCACUGCCUCACCGCGCCAACGCUGGAGCUCUCUGACAAGCGAAGAACCACCGAGGUCUGACCAGCAGGAUGCAACAACUCAGGGAAGGCGUUCACAUACGUACAAUGAAGGCCAAGAGGAAAGUGGAGGAGAUCUCCAAAGAGGACGUCCAGGCUUUCCUCAAGAAGAAUGCCUUUGUGCUUUUUACUGUUGGAGCCGUUAUUGUAGGUAUUGCUCUGGGAUUCCUGCUGCGGCCAUAUAAGAUGACCUAUCGAGAGGUGAAGUACUUCUCCUUCCCCGGGGAGCUGUUAAUGAGAAUGCUUCAGAUGCUCGUUCUUCCCUUAUUGGUAUCCAGUCUGAUAACAGGAAUGGCAGCUUUAGACAGCAAAGCCUCAGGAAAGAUGGGCAUGAGAGCCGUGAUUUACUACAUGACCACGACCAUAAUUGCAGUCUUCAUUGGUAUCAUAGUCGUCCUCAUCAUUCACCCAGGAAAAGGAUCCAAAGCUGAGUUUGGAAAGCAGCAAAAGAUAGAGCAAAUCAGUCCUGCUGAUGCCUUCCUAGACCUGAUCAGAAAUAUGUUUCCCCCAAACUUGGUCCAAGCCUGCACACAGCAGUUCAAAACCAAAUAUGGGAAAAGAACAGUCCAUGUUACUGUUACAGUGAAUGACACCUUCUUCAACUCGACCAACGGCACCCAGGAAGUCAUGGAGAUCACCCGGGAGGAAGUGAUCCCAGUGUCGGGUCAAGUGAACGGGGUCAAUGCUCUCGGGCUGGUGGUGUUCUCCAUGUGCUUUGGUCUAAUAAUUGGCAGCAUGAAGGAGCAAGGCCAGAUCCUGAGGGACUUCUUCGACAGCCUCAAUGAAGCUAUCAUGCGCCUGGUUGCCAUCAUCAUGUGGUAUGCUCCCAUCGGUAUCCUGUUCCUGAUUGCAGGAAAGAUUGUAGAGAUGGAUGAUCUGACACAGAUGGGCGGCCAGCUGGGCAUGUACACCAUCACGGUUAUCAUCGGCUUACUUAUACACGGAGUUCUUGUUCUUCCCACUCUUUAUUUCGUUAUCACUCGGCAAAACCCUUUCAUAUUCAUCGCUGGUCUCCUGCAAGCCUUGGUAACAGCCUUGGGCACCUCCUCCAGCUCAGCCACCCUUCCUGUCACCUUUAAAUGUCUGGAGGAGAACAACAAAAUAGACAAGCGAAUCACUCGUUUUGUGCUGCCUGUGGGGGCCACCAUCAACAUGGAUGGAACAGCUCUGUAUGAGGCGCUGGCCGCCCUCUUCAUUGCCCAAGUCAACAACAUGGAGAUGAACUUUGGGCAGAUCAUCACCAUCAGUAUUACAGCAACUGCAGCCAGUAUCGGAGCCGCGGGCAUCCCUCAGGCAGGCCUGGUCACCAUGGUGAUUGUACUGACCUCUGUUGGACUUCCUACUGAUGACAUCACUCUCAUCAUUGCGGUUGAUUGGUUUCUGGACCGACUUCGUACCACGACCAACGUCUUGGGGGACUCCAUCGGAGCCGGCAUUGUGGAGUUCCUGUCCCGACACGAGCUCCGCAGCAAAGACGUAGAGAUGGGCAACUCAGUGCUGGAGGAGAGGGAGAGGAAGAAACCCUACAAGCUCAUCUCCCAGGACAGUGAUUUUGAAAAUGACAAACGUGCCCACAGCGAAUCCAACAUGUGAUUCAACAUCAUUGCCGUGUGCAGGCACUUACAGCCAGUUCACUUAUUAUUUCACACCUUUUUGAUUUGUUAACAUUCCUUGGUUCUAUGACAAUGCUGAAGUUUUUUGGUGUCGUCGUGUCAAAUAGGACUGGUAGUUUCUAUUUUGUAUGUUGGCCACAUGAAUGAAUGUUUUAACCUCAUAUCGCCCUCAUGUAGAGUAUUAGCUGCAAGUAGCUUUAGAGAAGUGCUGGAUGAAGCUAAGACACAGGAGUGAAAGAUGUUUCUGGAGCACAUAGUGAUACAUUAUGUUAAGAAAUUAUACAUUUGGACACAGGACAUAUCUAAAGUCAAAUUAAAAUGUGUCUAUAUUGUCCUAACAUUCAAUAGUUAGUUUGCUUCUUACAGGUUCUUACAAGCCUUUUAUGAGUGUACAGUCCAGGUUGACAGAUUCUUUCUCAAGCCUGUAGAUGUGUGACCUACAGGCUUGAGAAAAGUGACUAAGUUGGGUCAUUAAUAGAUGUUAAAGCCUCUGAUUUCAAUAUUAAUGUGUGUAAAUGAAUUUAACUACUGAACAUGAAAACUGUUUUUGUUUAUAAUAACUUCGGUCAAAUAAACAGAAAAGGCA
This is a messenger RNA of Pungitius pungitius (ninespine stickleback), 2335 nucleotides long. RefSeq names its product excitatory amino acid transporter 1-like. Gene Ontology annotation, biological process: D-aspartate import across plasma membrane; L-glutamate import across plasma membrane; L-aspartate import across plasma membrane. Gene Ontology annotation, cellular component: plasma membrane. The coding region runs from base 149 to 1729 and encodes 526 amino acids. Lineage: Eukaryota; Metazoa; Chordata; Actinopteri; Perciformes; Gasterosteidae. Gene Ontology annotation, molecular function: neutral L-amino acid transmembrane transporter activity; L-glutamate transmembrane transporter activity; glutamate:sodium symporter activity. The transcript is spliced from 11 exons. The record is from RefSeq and is a predicted model, not a curated record.